Messenger RNA from Panthera uncia (snow leopard), 876 nucleotides. RefSeq names its product O-6-methylguanine-DNA methyltransferase (gene MGMT). The record is from RefSeq and is a predicted model, not a curated record. Gene Ontology annotation, cellular component: nucleus. Gene Ontology annotation, biological process: DNA repair. The coding region runs from base 172 to 798 and encodes 208 amino acids. Gene Ontology annotation, molecular function: methylated-DNA-[protein]-cysteine S-methyltransferase activity. Lineage: Eukaryota; Metazoa; Chordata; Mammalia; Carnivora; Felidae. The transcript is spliced from 5 exons.
UCAGCACAACCGCCAAGUUCGGGGCGUGCAGUCACUUCAGGAUACACGUUGAAAGGGAAAUGCGUGCCCAGUCCCCUUAGGUGGAGACCACCUGGCCGAUGUCCUCAGCGUGUGCACCUCCCUGCGCCCCCGUGCGGGUCACUGCUGGGGCUUCUGGCGGUGCGUGGGAGAAUGGACAAGACCUGUGAAAUGAACUACAAGGUGGUGGACAGCCCGCUGGGGGAGAUUGAGAUCUCUGCCUGUGAGCAGGGUGUGCAUGAGAUCAGGCUGCACGACAGGAAGACCCCCGACGCCGGAGCCGUGGAGGCCCCCCCUCUUCCUGAGCUGCUCGGCUGUCCAGGGGAAAUGACGGCGCCCCUGAAGCAGUGCGUGGCCUGGCUGGAUGCCUAUUUCCAUGAGCCGGCGGCCCUCAAAGACCUCCCCUUGCCUGCGAUUCACCAUCCCGUUUUCCAGCGAGAUUCGUUCACCAGACAGGUGUUGUGGAAGCUGCUGAAGGUUGUCAGACUCGGAGAAACGGUUUCUUACCGGCAAUUAGCAGCCCUGGCAGGCAGGCCCCGAGCCGCGCGGGCAGUGGGCGGAGCGAUGAGGACCAAUCCUCUUCCCAUCCUCAUCCCGUGCCACAGAGUGGUCUGCAGCAGUGGAGCCGUGGGCAACUACUCCGCAGGCCGGGCCACGAAGGAGUGGCUUCUCGCCCACGAGGGCCGCCUGACAGAGAAGCCGAGCUGUCCGGGAGGCUCCCGUGGGGGUGGCAUCCCCCACCCCCAGCCUGCUGGUGGAACGGAGGACUUGUGGGAGUAAAUACUUGAGUGACACAUAAAGGUUCUAGCACAUUGGAGGUGGUCUGUGCGGUAUUAAAAGACCUGAACGUGUCCUGGG